This is a messenger RNA of Cyprinus carpio (common carp), 2932 nucleotides long. RefSeq names its product protein GPR108-like. The record is from RefSeq and is a predicted model, not a curated record. Gene Ontology annotation, cellular component: membrane; Golgi apparatus. NCBI's taxonomy places the organism in Eukaryota, Metazoa, Chordata, Actinopteri, Cypriniformes, Cyprinidae. Gene Ontology annotation, biological process: transport.
GGCGCUGUGUCGCGCGCCGCCCCCGCGGUCGGUGAUGACGUGUAGGCGCUCACGCGUCCCGGAAGUGGAGGUGAAGCUGGAAGAGUUUGGAAACAAACUGGCGAUCAGAUGAGUGAGUGUCAAUCCUCGGGCAGACAGAUUGAUCGUUGACGGCUCAGUGAUCGGCACACAGCGUGUGAGGAUGAUGAAGAUGACGAUGAAGACUCUGGUGAGUGUGAUGGUCUUCAUCCUGACGGCGUCAGAGAGCAGCGCGAGGAUCCACCAGCUCAAACUCAAGAAUGAGACACGGUUUCUGGUCCAUUUGAACUCGUUCGGUUAUUUUGCGGACGGCACUCUGGACGUCCAUCUUAUGUCUCUAAAACUGCCGCAGGAGAAGGGUGACUCCAGGAAUGUGGGCUUCAGUUUGGCCCGGUCUCGAGUGAGCGGUGUCCUGUUCUACACCGCGGAGGAGGUGGAGGAGUGCAAGCUGACCAAUAGUAAGAGUGACAGUGACCGCAUCCUCUUCAUCAUCGACACCAAGAAUCUCGGAGUCCAAGUGAAGCAUGUCGGUAAUUUUAACAUCACGCUGGAGUCCAAACUGAAGCCGAAGAAGACGGAUGGAGAGAAAGCGAGGACAAAAAGAGAAAAUGUGGAUGACAAGAAAAAAGAACCUAGUGUUGGUAAGACAACAAUACCAAAAGAAAAUUCACAAGAUAAGGCCAAAGCGACACCUGCUGUCAGCAGCACCGUUAGCCAGAAGGUGGAGAGUUUGGACGGGAUGUUGCUGGAGCUGCAGCAAGACGGUGAUUCCUACAACUUCAGCUUCCGUCUCACGAUGAGCGCAAGCUCGCAGGGCCUCUACAACCUGGACUUCCACAACUGCUUCAACGGCAAGUCGCUGAGUCCAUAUUCUCUACACGUGGAGAUCACAGAGAAGAAUCCCAACGGUUAUCUGUCAGCGGGUGAGAUUCCCCUGCCGCGCCUCUACAUCUCAAUGGCUGCCAUCUUCUUCGCCGCCGCCGUGGUGUGGACGUACACAUUGCUCAAAUACAGGUACAGCGUGUUUAAGAUCCACUGGCUGAUGGCGGCGCUGGCGUACACUAAAGCUGUGUCUCUGCUGUUUCACAGCAUCAACUAUCACUUCAUCAACUCUGAAGGUCAUCCUAUUGAAGGCUGGGCCGUCAUGUAUUACAUCACACACCUGCUGAAGGGGGCUCUUCUGUUCAUCACGCUGGCUCUCAUCGGCACCGGCUUUGCCUUCGUCAAAUACAUCCUGUCGGACAAAGAGAAGAAGAUCUUCAUGAUUGUCAUUCCUCUGCAGGUUCUGGCUAACGUGUCCUAUAUCAUCAUCGAGGAGACGGAGGAGGGCGCGAGUGAAUACACUCUCUGGAGGGAGAUCCUGUUCCUGGUGGAUCUCAUCUGCUGCGGAGCCGUCCUGUUUCCUGUCGUCUGGUCCAUCCGACACCUGCAGGAGGCUUCGAACACGGACGGCAAAGCUGCUAUGAACCUGGAGAAGUUAAAGCUCUUCAGACAUUACUAUGUGAUGAUCGUGUGUUAUAUCUACUUCACGCGGAUCAUCGCGAUACUGCUGGAGUUGACGGUGCCGUUCCAGUGGCAGUGGUGUCAGGAGUUUUUAGUGGAGGUUUCUACUCUGAUCUUCUUCGUCUUGACGGGAUUCAAGUUCCGUCCGGCAUCAAAUAACCCGUAUCUACAGCUGCCUCAGGACGAGGAGGACCUGGAGAUGGAUGAAGUUAUAACGGAAUCCGGAGUGCUGGAGGGCAUCCACAAGGUGAAGAAAACGUCUAACGGCCGAGAGAGACAGAGAGAGGUUGCAUUGUGAGUGUCAUAUCAAAGAGGGCGGAGUCUGGACUCUCAAACUCCUCCCCUUCCUGAGGUUGCUGUCACGGUACCCACAGACUCACUAUGCAAGUGAAAAAAGACGGAAUGGAAAAAACGUGAGAAUAAAGCGCAGCAGACACGACUUCCGUGAGAGAAUGAGCUGAUUUUCCCAUACAGACUCGGUGACACAGAUUGAAUUGGUUUACAGUAAUGUGUUCACCUGCUCUAUUUGUUCAUUUGUUCGCUCAUUUAUUCCUUCAUUACAAAGAUGUACAAUCGUUAUACUGCAUGUGUGACGAUAAUUUGAUUUGUUUGAUUUUAGCCUUCUUUUAUUUCCUAAUGUCUUUAUUAUUUAACCAAAGCAGUUUGAUGCUGUUUGUAUAUCAUGGUUUUUUCUGUUCAUUUUUGAUUGGACGGCUGGAAGCGAUUCUUCUCUAACCGAACCUUAAAACUAGAGUAAAUACAGCACACUGUAACGGAUAAGACAGUGCUUCCUAAAACAGGUUGGUUAUCGUGACACCGUCACAAAGAUUUAGGGAACGUUCAUCAUGUGUCUUUUUCCUCAGAUGGAUAUAUUUAAGAUUUGUAUUAAAGUUUUUCUGGUGUUGUAAAUUUCUUUAAAGCGCACUGCCGCGUUCAUGACUGUUAUGUUUCUGUUCUGUCUUGGAUGAAGCUGAGUGUUCCUGAGAGGUUCCCAAAACAACAUGCGACACACCAAUAACAAUUUUUUUUCUUUUGCUUCUUUGCUUUAUUUUGUGAUAUUUUACUCAUAGCUCCAUCUACUCUGCAAUCAUCCCUCCUUUAAUUAACAACUAUAAAUAUUGAUAUACAGAUAUAAAUGAAGGACUAACCACUGUUACACCAUGUAUUACUGCGAACCACAUCUGCAUCGCGACCUUUAAAACUAACGGUCCACAUUGAAAGCGCGGGAAGCUUCGCAGCAGUUUAGAUUUGAAAACCUCUCCAGAACGGCUCAACUCCACUUUCCCCCUCAGUGCUUUUAAACUGGCUAAUAUUUCCACAAGCUGUCAGAGAAAUAAACUUUUCCUGCUUAGUUAAUUGCUGGUUUAUCAUGCUAAUUGUGUUCAAGUUUGAAAUAAAUCAAAUGACUUCA